Messenger RNA from Hyla sarda, 1325 nucleotides. It is a transcript of the gene PIGC, whose product is annotated as phosphatidylinositol glycan anchor biosynthesis class C. The transcript is spliced from 2 exons. Gene Ontology annotation, biological process: GPI anchor biosynthetic process. Bases 231 to 1181 code for a protein of 316 amino acids. Gene Ontology annotation, cellular component: membrane; glycosylphosphatidylinositol-N-acetylglucosaminyltransferase (GPI-GnT) complex. The record is from RefSeq and is a predicted model, not a curated record. Lineage: Eukaryota; Metazoa; Chordata; Amphibia; Anura; Hylidae.
UCACAUACACGUCACACAGCCAAACGCAAGCAGGAAAAUGACAGCUAUUUUUACUCGCUUCCUGCAGCGGUAUCACGUGACGUACACACACGCAGAGCGAGGAAUGCUGGGAGCUGUAGUGUUAAACAUGGCUGCUCCGUGAUGUCGCGGCUGCCGACAUCUCCGUAUCGCCGAGGUGAUGACUUUUUAGUCAAUUUUUAAGCUCUCUUUUCUGAAAAUCUAAGACCAGGAUGAGUCCCGUUCUGCAGACUCCUGACUCCAGACCCUACGCAAGUGCAAAAUGGGGAGGCAGUGCCCCUCCGGGCCCCGUCAGUACCCCUACUAGAUGGAAGAAGGUCUUGUAUGAACGGCAGCCUUUUCCAGAUAAUUAUGUUGAUAAGAGUUUCCUGGAGGAGCUGAGGAAGAACAUCUACGUGAGACGUUACAGCUACUGGUCCGUGGUGUUUGAGUCGGCCGUGGUCAUCCAGCAGCUGUGCAGCGUCUGCUCCUUCUCUGUCAUCUGGUGGUACAUGGACCAGGAUCUUCUCUCUCCUCAGAAGCUGUUUGGGGUUGGCGCGGCCAUAACACUGCUCGGUUACUUUCUCUUCGAUGCCGUGGACACGGGUGCAGAGCGGAAGGUGUACGGCCGGACGCGGUGGGACGACCUGAAGAGUUCCCUAGUGUUUAUAGCCUUUACUUACGGUUUCUCCCCUGUCCUAAAGACCCUGACAGAGUCGAUCAGCACAGACACCAUAUACGCCAUGUCUGUCCUUAUGCUCAUAGGGCACCUGGUCUUCUUCGAUUAUGGAGCCAACGCGGCCGUCGUCUCAAGCACCAUGUCCAUAAAUAUGGCCAUUUUCGCCUCCGUCUGUCUGGCUUCCCGCCUUCCUCGCUCCCUCCAUGCUUUUACUAUGGUGACCUUUGCCAUCCAGAUUUUCGCUCUGUUGCCCAGUCUGCAGAGAAAGCUGAGAGCGUACACUCCAUGGACCUAUAUCUGCGUGACCUUUCUGUUUGCACUGUUCUCUGUGGCCGGUCUAUGGAGUAUUUCCGCGGUCGGAGCCCUCCUCUUCUUCCUUCUUCUGGUGUCUGUGGCUUUUCUAUGCCCGUACUUUUUAAUCAGAUUACAGCUCUUCAAAGACAACAUUCACGGGCCCUGGGACGAGGCCGAGAUCAAGGAAGAUCUUUCUCGCUUUUUAGAUUAAUAUUCUCUUUUAUAUGUAUGUGUGUGUGUGUGUGUGUGUGUGUGUGUGUGUGUAUAUAUAUAUAUAAUUGUACUUUGCUUUUACAUUUAUAUAUUUAAUGGUAAAUUAACGGUUUCACUUGUUGUCAAUUUGGUAACGCUUUUA